This is a messenger RNA of Carya illinoinensis, 3503 nucleotides long. RefSeq lists its product as uncharacterized. Lineage: Eukaryota; Viridiplantae; Streptophyta; Magnoliopsida; Fagales; Juglandaceae. Bases 1495 to 3426 code for a protein of 643 amino acids. The transcript has 5 exons. The record is from RefSeq and is a predicted model, not a curated record. Gene Ontology annotation, molecular function: DNA binding.
AACCGUCUCUCUCUCUAAAGCCCUCGUCUCCCCGUCUUCCCAACUUCCCAAGUCCUCUCUCUCUCUCUAACACACGAAACCCUAGCCGCCCCCGUAAUCUCCUUCGUUCUUCACUCCCCAACUCCCCGACCACGAUCUCUCUGUAGUCGAGCUUGAGCUUGGGAUCCCGCGGUCUGAGAGUCUUCAUUCUAGUGCCGAUGCCGAAAAACCUCGCUUUUGUUCUGCGCUAAGGAUCGUGUAGCUUUUGUUCUGCGCUAAGGAUUGUGUAGCUUUUGUUCAGGUCAGAUUUAUUGCAUCCUUCUUCAAAUCUUUUAGGGUUUUAGUCAUUGCUGUAGUCACGGGGAAAAUACUGUAUAAAACGAAUCCAACGAAAGGAAAGAAGAAAAAAAAGAGAAGAGAAACGGUCAAAUCAAAAAUCUGAAAAUCUAUAGUUUGAUAUGAAAACUAGAGAGUAAAAAUCGUAAAAAAUAAACAUAUAUAAAUAUAAGACUAAAAAUUAUUUAUUGGAUUAGCCACCAAAAAAAUAAAUCUUGAAAUUGGUUUUGCAACAAAGUCCAACACUGAAACCUUUGUCCAAUAAAAAUGUCUUUAGAAUACUUGGUCGGGUUGUUACAUGUCCAUAUUAGACACUUUAAAUGACUUGCUAAGCAAUGCAUUGUAAAAAUUAUAUUUUAAAUAACUUUUCUUUUUUUUAAAUACCAUUAUUUACUUUAAAUAACAUCAGACAAUCCAAAUGUUAAUUAAUAUGGUGCUUAUUUAAAAAUCAAAGACACUGUUACGCAGCUAAAUUAAUAAUUUAUUCUUAUUUCUUCCUCCCGAAAGGCCUUUCCCUUCUUCGACCCAGCCUUCCCCCUUAUUAUAUUCCUUGCUCAUUUCUUCUUCAACCCGGAGAGACAUCGCUCUUCCCCAGCCCGCAGUGCGUCCCCUUCUCUCCAGCAUAUUUAACGUAUAAAUAAGAGGGCUCCUCUCUUCUCCAAUUUUGACGUCGACGAGAGAUGGUUACACCUCCAGAAUUCAUCGACGGUGGUUGGAACCGUAGAGGAAGACAAUUUUCAGCUAUGAAAGAAGAUUAGGAGGUACUUUUCUUACCAUUUCCUUUCCUUGUACUAGGAUUGUUGUUCUGUUUCAAACCUCAAGUCCUAAAAACAAGAGAACAAACAGUUUCUUAGAAUUGGACUUUUUCCUUGGAAGAAAGUCUGUCCUACUUUCUCGCUCAGUUUUAUUCAGAUAUGAUGAAGCAAAAAAAAGUAACUAUGGAAUAUUUAUACCUCAUGAUUUACAUUGCUUGGCUUAAAAGAAAAUUCUGCUAUGUUUUGCAAGAGGGGAUUGAAGCUUUGGGUAGAGUUGGGUAAUUCAAUGGGUCCGUCCCAAUUGCUGCAAAAUCCGCAGAAUAAUUUGCAAUUUCGAGAAUCCGGGCAUCAGAGACUAAAAGAUCUUAGAUCUGUUUUCACCACUUCACCGGCAUCCAUUCCAUAGCUUGGAUAAUACCUUAACAUGGUUCGACAAAAAGAUCCAUUUUGGAGGCAUGCAAAGAAUUUGGAAAAUGGUCGUCGUUUUUCUUGUAAUUAUUGUGGUGAUAAAUUUUCGGGAGGAAUUUCUAGGUUUAAAUGGCAUUUGUCUGGCCUUAAGUGUCACGAUAUUAAAGUUUGUGAUCAAGUGCCACGAGAUGUUCGUUUAGCAGUCCGACAAGUACUUGACACUUCCAAAAAGAAAGAUAUUCAAGUUGAAUAUGAAAAUUGUUCAGUUUCUUUAUCAUCGUCUGGUAGCAGGGAUUUGCCAAAUUCGGACAACGAUAAUGAUAAGUAUCAACUAUUGGAUAAACAAUUGGCCAAGUGGUUCUUCUUAUUUGCAAUUAAUCCUGAAGCCAUUGCCAGUCCCAUCUUCAGUGACAUUGUGACGAGUAUUGGUGAAUAUGGGUCUUGUUAUCGACCACCAUUUGUUGGUUUCCCUGAUUUGAUGGAAGAUGUCGAAGAAGAUGCCGUGAAAUAUGUUACAAAUUUUAGAAGAGAUCAAGUUCAAUCAAGUUGUGCCUUAAUUGUCGACUGUGGGAUGAUCUUUGGUUAUUCGCAAACAGGUACGGCAUGCUUGGAAACUUUUGACGAAGAGGGAGAAUUGGACUAUAUUUUUGAAGUCUUAUCUUUAACAAUCAAUUGUCUUGGCCCCAACCGUGUCCUACAACUAUUUAUAAGCAGCCCCUAUAGUUGUCCUGACAUCAGACGUGAAUGUGAGGUUAAAUAUCCGGGAAUUAUUCAAAGUUGUUGUGCUGCUGAAUUGUUUUGUAACUUCUUGCGAUCUCUGAAAUGGGAUUUGCAUUCUACACUCGGGUUUGUGAGUUUAAUAUGUUUUACUUGUUGGUAUUACAAACCGUCAUCAAGAGAAGGCUUGAAAAUACCAACAAAAAGUGGUGCAUUGAUUUUAUUUAUUCUCAAAUCAGUUUUAAGUAUGGAAGUUGAAUUGCAAGACGUUUCAUUUUCUAGUAUAAUAGGGUCGAGUGAGGAAGUAAUGUUGCUUGAAGAUGAGCAAGAGAGAGCAUCAUGUUUUAUACGUGCAAAACUUCUUGAUUACGUUAUUAGGCAAAAGGAGUUUUGGAGUCGAGUAAAAUCAGUAGCACAUGUGUGGGUUAUAUUAUUUCAAACUAGUUUGGUUGUGCGCAAGGACUCAAAUAUAGGAUACGUAUAUCAGAUGAUGGAAAGGCUAAAAGAUGGCAUUGAAAAAAGUCGUGAACAGGACUACUUCAUGUUUGAUCGUAGCUGGAAAAUGUUCGGUGAAAUGCGAAAGAAGAUGAUUCAUCCAAUACAUGCAGCUGCAGCCUUUUUAGAUCCGGCUUAUAUGUAUAUGGAUAAUUUUGAGAUGAAUGCUGAAAUGAAGGCUGGUUUAGAUUAUAUGUUUGAAAACAUGAUUGAUUCAGAUGAAAAAGAAGCCUUCACAAUGGAACUACAAAAAUAUCGCAUGAAACUGCCGGAGUUAUUCACUGCUCAAGCAAUAACGAAGUUAAAAACACGGCAUCCUCGAAUAUGGUGGGAUCUUUGUGGAAAGCAUACAGUACCGGUAUUAAGCAAAUAUGCAAUUCGAAUAGUGAGUCAACCUUGUAGUAAUUUAUUUCGUGGGCUCUAUUCUGGUACUAUGAGUCAUGAACUUGAAAUGGGAGAAAGUAGGGUAAAUAGGAUCAAUACAAUGAUCAUGAAUGAAAAUUCUAGAUCAGUAAAAUUUGAGCCAAUCAUUCUUGAUAAACUUGGUGAAGACCUCGAUCCUUUUUUGGAUACUGAGUAUUGGCUUGAACGCUACAAUAGUGAAGUAUUGAAAAGAUUGAUUGACGAUGCUGUAGUCGAUUGUGUGAUAAAUGAUUCGAGUCCAUUUUGGGAUAAAGUCAAGAACAAAUGUGAUCUUUUAGGGAUAGGUAUUUUAGGGUUCAAUAUAUAUUUGUGAAGAUAUAUAUUUGUAAUGUUGCAUAGUCACUUUUGCGUAUUUCAUACGCAUUUUAUUGAUAUUAUCGGUUAGUUUAA